UCAUAAUGUCUUUCUAUUCUUGUUUUUACAAGAAUAAAAAACAUAAAAUUUAUUCAAUCACACCUUCAUAUGAAUAUAUUGAAGAGUAUGGACAAGAAUUACAGUGUAAAUGCAAACAUUUUGGAGACCUUCAACCAAAAGUUACUAAACCAAAGAACAUUUUGAACUUCAUUAUUUGCAGUAAAAAUUUCUUCUGAACUUAGUCGCCAUUGAAAAGAGUGAAAGUGCGCAACAGCACUACCUUAAACCACAACAACAACAACAAAUCCAAUUGUCAAAUUAAUUUCGGUAUAAUUGUUCCAGUGAGAAUUUUCUAUUAACAAUGAUACCUCAAAAAGUAGAAGAUAGAGAUCUAAAGGACUUGACAUUAUGCGAUAUGCAUAAUAGUCUAAAUGAAUUUCUACCCAUUCUCGAUGGUGUGUUUGCGCAUCCGAAUCCGGAUUUUGAUGAUAUGAGUUAUGUGUCACUAUUAGAUCCAGGAUUACAGUUGGUUAUGUGUUAUGUUCUAGAAGAACUUUAUUAUGACGGGAUGCAUGUGGGAUCGAAUAAUUUAUUACUGGAAAUGCUAAAUGAAUGGGCGUUACGAUUGUUUAUGAAGAAAUAUGGGCUGUCGCGCGAGGAAUCGAUAGCACAUGUUAAAGCACAGGAAGAAUACAAUCGAUAUUUAAUAAAUCCCGAAUUGUACUCUGAUAGUGAGUGAAGUGUAAAGUCUUUUUUUUAUGGAUUAGGCCUAACGGGGAUACCAUGUAAAAAAAAAUUUAAUC
This is a messenger RNA of Teleopsis dalmanni, 764 nucleotides long. RefSeq lists its product as uncharacterized. The record is from RefSeq and is a predicted model, not a curated record. Bases 323 to 700 code for a protein of 125 amino acids. The transcript is spliced from 3 exons. Lineage: Eukaryota; Metazoa; Arthropoda; Insecta; Diptera; Diopsidae.